CCUAGUUUCCCUCCCUCGCCUCACCCUUAACCUCUCUGCUGCGUUUGCUUCUCCUCCACCCAUCCACAAACGAACACACACUUUGAUUGAGAAUGGGGCGUGUUCGCACAAAGACAGUGAAGAAGUCCUCGCGGCAAGUGAUCGAGAGGUACUACUCUCGCAUGACGCUGGACUUCCACACGAACAAGAAGGUUCUGGAAGAGGUGGCCAUCAUUCCCUCCAAGAGGCUCCGCAACAAGAUCGCGGGAUUCUCCACCCACCUCAUGAAGCGGAUCCAGAAGGGUCCCGUACGUGGAAUCUCCCUCAAGCUGCAGGAGGAGGAGCGCGAGCGCCGCAUGGACUUCGUCCCCGAUGUCUCCGCCAUCAGAACCGACCAGAUCGAGGUCGACAAGGAGACGCUCGACAUGCUCGCCGCCCUCGGAAUGUCCGAGGUUCCCGGGGUUGUUCAGGUGGAUCCUGUUGCUGUCCAGGCACCGCUCGGCUUCGGCCGCGGCGCCGGAAGGAGGUACUAGUUGCCGCCUUUGAGAGUUUUGGCCGUGUUGUUUACUAGAGCACUAAUUUGUUAUGCGUUGAAGUUUGGUUUUACAUUAGUUUUGGAUUGUUGGACUCGUUAAAGUUGUUAAUGGAAUUUGUUUUGUUUUGCUUAUAAUUCUUGUUGCGUGAUAUGGUUAGAAUUGUUUGGAGUAAUGGAACUAGUAGCAUAGUUUGAUUCCUGCGCUGUAACACCGUCUAGGAUGUUUAGGAUUUGGUUGUGUCGUGCCUAUUAUAAUCUAUGAUGAGUUUUGCACA
Glycine soja is the source of this 789-nucleotide messenger RNA. RefSeq names its product 40S ribosomal protein S17-like. The transcript has a single exon. Gene Ontology annotation, biological process: translation. Gene Ontology annotation, cellular component: ribosome. NCBI's taxonomy places the organism in Eukaryota, Viridiplantae, Streptophyta, Magnoliopsida, Fabales, Fabaceae. Bases 93 to 512 code for a protein of 139 amino acids. The record is from RefSeq and is a predicted model, not a curated record. Gene Ontology annotation, molecular function: structural constituent of ribosome.